AUCAAGAGCCUCUCGGCAGCCUGUGAGGAGGGCAUCAACUCGCAGAUCAACAUGGAGCUGAACGCCAGGUAUACCUACCUGUCCAUGUCGUAUUACUUUGACCGAGACGACGUCGCUCUGAAAAACUUUUCAACGUACUACAAGAAGCAGGCAGACGAGGAGCACGAGCACGCAGAGAGGCUGGUGAACUACCUGAAUCGGCGAGGGGGGCGCCUUGUGCUGAAGGACAUUAAGAAACCGGGGGAUGAGUGGGGCAAUGGCCUGAACUCGAUGGAGAAAGCUCUGCAGCUGGAGAAAGAUGUGAACAAGAGUCUCCUGCAGCUGCAUAAGCUAGCCUCUGAACAGAACGACCCCAGUUUGUGCGGAUUCCUGGAGUCCUACUACCUGGAGGAACAAAUUGAAGCCAUCAAGAAAUUCGGAAACCACAUCACCAACUUGAUGCGGCUGGGAGCCUCUGACAGUGGCCUGGGAGAGUACCUGUUCGACAAGCACACCCUGGGGCAAGAGGAGAAGUGAGG
Molecule: messenger RNA, 518 nt
Organism: Callorhinchus milii (elephant shark)
Lineage: Eukaryota; Metazoa; Chordata; Chondrichthyes; Chimaeriformes; Callorhinchidae
Product: ferritin heavy chain, oocyte isoform-like
Exons: 4
Coding region: 52-516 (154 amino acids)
Biological process (GO): iron ion transport; intracellular iron ion homeostasis
Cellular component (GO): cytoplasm
Molecular function (GO): ferrous iron binding; ferric iron binding
Source: RefSeq, a predicted model, not a curated record